Molecule: messenger RNA, 666 nt
Organism: Metarhizium acridum CQMa 102
Lineage: Eukaryota; Fungi; Ascomycota; Sordariomycetes; Hypocreales; Clavicipitaceae
Source: RefSeq, a predicted model, not a curated record
AUGAAGAUGCUCUCAGCAUUCCUCUUGUCACCGCUGGUAUUUUUCUCUGCUUUGGCUCAUGACCCCAAACAAUGCAACUGCGCCGGCACAACCAACAGCGGCGUUGAUUCGGCACAGUACAUCUGCCAUGAUUCGCGUCUCGGACCCGUAGUCCUGCCGCGCAAGCUGCCGCUGGCUACGUUCAUAUCAGACUAUGACCGUUUCGGGGGCUUGACUCCAGGCGAGUUCCUCAAGAAGUGGACGAAUGAAAACGGGACGUAUGUGUUCCCGCCGCAGAAUGGAUUUCAGCUCAACACAGACGGCAACGCCAUCAAUGGCACUAUGAUUCUGCAAGCCGGAACCCUGAUAGACCGCUUUGGAGGCGAAGGCGGAACAUUCGUGUCUGCCGCGGACGCUCCCUUCUCUCAGAGGGCGCUUCCUCCUUCUAGUCUCAACACGAACGCGUCUGCACCAAAUUUUCCCUACAAUUACCACCUCUACCGAGUCAUUCAGUCAUUCCCUGUUGUCGGGGGACCCAUUGCGCCAUGGUUUGGCCAACCAGGACUUGGUGCACAGUUCUAUACUGGUGGAAUAGGGAAUAUCGCAUAUUUGAUCAACCAGGGCUAUCUGCAGAGAGAGGACCCCAACGUUUUGAUCGCCGGUAAGAAGAAGGGUUGCGUUUUUUAG